Molecule: messenger RNA, 1656 nt
Organism: Pyrenophora tritici-repentis Pt-1C-BFP
Lineage: Eukaryota; Fungi; Ascomycota; Dothideomycetes; Pleosporales; Pleosporaceae
Product: Patatin
Biological process (GO): arachidonate metabolic process
Cellular component (GO): membrane
Source: RefSeq, a predicted model, not a curated record
AUGUCGUGGACCCAGGUAGACUUCAGUUGUGUACGGUACUCACCCGUAGAAGGUACACACUAUUUCCAUGACCCCGCAUACCCUGCUUCCAUCCAGUUCCUGCUUUCCGGUCGCUGGGAAUCAUGGGACGUCAGCUACGUAAAACACAAGGCCCAGGACCCUGAUAUACGCCGCAUUGCAGAGGAAGCCGAGACGCGACUUAUUAGGGAUCCAUACGCAGGAUAUGCUCCCUGGCCGUCUCCACCUCCAUCCUCUACAGGUCCUCCACCGCUAGGUCCUGGCCAUGGACAGGCCACACCCGACCCUAACAUACAUCCAGCUCUCCUUACACCACCAUCAUCUACGGCAGUCGAGCAAGCUGUUCCACCAUCGCCACGAGAUCUUAGUACACCCCCGUCAGCGACGGCCCCACCUACCACUUAUGCUUCUCCAUAUGCACCCCGACCUGUUAUCAAUGAUGCCCCCACACAGUCGGCGGAGCAUAUUCCAGCGGGGCAGACGCCACCAAACGAUGUCCCUCACAACCACAGCAGUAGUGGACCAUCGCCUCCACAGUUCAGGCCCAUCACAUGUGAUCCCGCGUUCGCUCCUCCAAAAAGAGCGGAAUCGCCCCAGAAAGCCAUCCUCUCGCGUACACGUGAAACCAAGAUCUUGCUUUCAAUUGAUGGCGAUGGUAUCCGAGGAUUGUCUGCUCUUCUUUUGGUCGAAUCACUGGUCAAUGCAAUAUGUGUCAAAGUCGGGCAGCGCCUAGACAGUCAUCAGAUCUUUGACUUGACAGGCGGUAGCUCUCUCGGUGGUGUGAUAGCCAUCAUGCUUUGCCGCCUUCGCAUGCAAGCUUAUCGAGCCAGGGAAGCAUACAAGCAGAUUGCAAAGCAGGUGUUCUGUAACAAGCGAGACUAUUUCAAGUAUCUGGAUCCUCACGCACAUUCACGAACAGUCGAUGACACUGCGCUGGAGAAUGAGAUCAAGAAUGUCAUACAACAAGAGUUGGGUAACCCAGAUGAGAUACUUCUGGACGUACGCCCAGAUUCAGGAGAUGUCUUUGCAAUCACUACGCAAAUGGAUAUCGGUACCAACCGAGCAGCACUGAUACGGUCGUACCAAACUCGACGCAUUACCGGCCCGGACCUAGACCAAAAUAUGCCCAUAUGGAAAGCAAUGAAGGCGACCUCUGCCGCCUCAAGAUACGUACAAUCAGAGCCCGGAUUCCCCCAACGCUUUGUAAUCGAAAAAGGCCUCGUAGAUCACGGAACAUCGAAGAACAACCCUGUACGAGACAUACUCUUCGAGUGCCGGAAGCUAUUUCGCUAUGCCAAUGACAUGAUGAUUGUGGUCUCCGUCGGUACCGGUGUAGGUAUAAAUCGCAACAAUGAAAUACCCGAGAUGGCGAAUAGCGUUGAAGACCGAAAAUCUGAGGCGAGAGCAUGGAGCGAAAAGUUUGAGACGGAACAUAGUGCUCUUAUGGAGAGGAAUUGGAUGAAAUACUUUAGGUUCGAUGUUACGGGCUUGGAGGACGUCCCGCUAGAGGAGUGGUGCCAUGAAGAUCUUAUCAUGAAGAAGACGUCAGAAUACCUGGCACAGGCUGAGGUGGGAGAGAGGUUUUAUGCAUGCGUGGACGCAAUUGCGGCGCUGUUGCUAGGUCCGCAAGGGAGGUAA